Didymodactylos carnosus is the source of this 1773-nucleotide messenger RNA. The record is from the annotation of a GenBank genome assembly. NCBI's taxonomy places the organism in Eukaryota, Metazoa, Rotifera, Eurotatoria, Philodinida, Philodinidae.
AUGACAAGUGUAUUAGUUAACCAAAGUCGUUCUUGUUGUUUAUUGUGUAAACAGUUACGAUUAUUUCCUUAUUCUUCAAUACGUUCAUUAUCUUUGACCAAUAAGAAGAGUACAGUUACCGUAACAGAUGAUUUUCGAGCAUCUAAGCCAAGAGGACAAAUUAAAGGUGUUGAAUUGUUAAGAAAUCCAGCUUUGAACAAAGGAAUGGCAUUCACGUUGGAAGAACGUCAACAUAUGGGGAUUCAUGGACUAUUGCCGCCUGCAGUUCUAUCACAGGAUAUUCAAGCAAUGAGAGUAAUGAUUAAUUUUCAUCAUGAUUUGGAUCGUUAUUCUGAGUUAAUGAAUUUGUGUGAAAGAAAUGAAAAAUUAUUUUAUCGAGUUAUUGCAGAUAAUUUAGAAGACUUGAUACCAAUUGUUUAUACGCCUACAGAAUUUUUGUUACUCCAUUUAAAAGGAAAAAAUAAGAUUGUUGAUUUAUCAUUUCAGGGUUUAGGAGAUCUUGGAGCAUUUGGAAUGGGCAUACCAGUAGGAAAAUUACAAUUAUAUACUGCUAUAGCUGGUAUUCCUCCGCAACAUUGCUUACCAGUUAUGCUCGAUGUGGGUACUAAUAAUGAAGAAAUAUCAAAUAAUCCAUUGUACAUUGGUUUACGGCAAAAGCGUGUAACUGGUAAAGAAUACGACGAGUUCAUGGAUGAAUUCAUGGACGCUGUUGUGCAACGAUUUGGCUGGAAUUGUUUAAUACAAUUUGAAGAUUUUGCCAGUCAUAAUGCUUAUCCUUUAUUGGAAAAAUAUCGUCAAAAUUAUUGUACAUUUAAUGAUGAUAUUCAAGGUACAGCCGCAGUUGUACUCGCCGGAUUAUUCGGUGCAUUACGAAUAACUGGAAAGAAGUUACAUGAAAACAUCUUCUUAUUUGUUGGAGCUGGACAGGCUGCGUGUGGAAUAGCUGAUUUAGUUACAGCUGCAAUGACAAAAGAAGGUAUACCGAUUGAAGAAGCAAGAAGUAAAAUUUGGAUGUACGAUGUACAUGGUUUAAUUGUUGAAAGUAAUAUUAAAAUGCGGCCCCAAGGAGAUAUAGAAGGUCCCAAAGCGCCAUAUGUAAAAAAAGGCAAACCAAUUAAAGAUUUAGCAGCUGUUGUUGAAUAUGUUAAGCCAACCGUUAUGAUGGGUGCAAGUGGCGUUGGACGUUUAUUUCAUGAAGGUGUACUACGAAAAAUGGCACAAAUUAAUGAAAGACCGGUUAUAUUUGCUUUGUCUAAUCCAACAAGUCGAGCAGAAUGUACUGCAAGUGACGCCUACCAUGAAACAGACGGACGAUGUAUUUUUUCGUCUGGUUCACCAUUCCGUCCAGUUGUUUAUAAAGGCAAAACGUUUCAUCCUGGUCAAGGAAACAAUGCAUAUAUUUUUCCUGCUAUUGCAUUGGCCGUUGUUGCGUGUUCAGCAAGACACGUCGAAGAAGAUAUGUUUCUAUUAGCAGCAAAACAUCUUGGCGCAUUAGUGAGUCAAGAAGAUCUUGAUUCCGGUAGGGUUUACCCUCCAAUUCCCACUAUUCACGAAGUAACAAUCAAAAUCGCUACUAAACUUGCCGAAUGGUUAUAUGAAACAAAGCGAGCAUGGAAUUAUCCUGAACCGGAAGAUAAAGAGGCAUUUAUACGAAUGCAAUUGUACGAUACUUCUUACGAAUACUUUGGGCCAAAUACUUGGAAAUGGCCCGCUGAAGCAACAAAACCACGAAGUGUACCAGAACUAAACGAUGAAGCAUUCACAGCGUCAUAG